This is a messenger RNA of Microplitis mediator, 2931 nucleotides long. RefSeq names its product transcription factor Sox-8-like. NCBI's taxonomy places the organism in Eukaryota, Metazoa, Arthropoda, Insecta, Hymenoptera, Braconidae. The transcript has 5 exons. The record is from RefSeq and is a predicted model, not a curated record. Gene Ontology annotation, biological process: regulation of transcription by RNA polymerase II. Gene Ontology annotation, molecular function: DNA-binding transcription factor activity, RNA polymerase II-specific; RNA polymerase II cis-regulatory region sequence-specific DNA binding. Bases 539 to 1915 code for a protein of 458 amino acids. Gene Ontology annotation, cellular component: nucleus.
UGCCCCGAGGCAAAAUCCAACCACUUCACUUGUGCGCCGAUCGCGCUCUAGCAUCAACACAUUUUUAAAAAGUGGGACCUUUUACUACCAAAGCUCAUUGACACUUCAACAGAAAACAUAAACCGCAUAAAUUUUUUUUACCAUCACUCGGGUAAUUUACUCCGUAAAGUUUAUUUAUAAAUAAUUAAUUAAUUAAUUAAUUUUGUGGGUUUGACAGCAAAGUGACGUUUGGUGACAUGUGAGGUGACAAUUUAUUUUAAGUAAUAUAUGUAUGUAUAUAUGUAUAUAUAUUGAAUAGAAAAUUAUAUGAAGACUUAAUAAUCUAAAAAUUUAAAUGGAUUAUUUUUAAUCGGAGCUACUGAGGAGGAGAUAACAAUUUUAUUUUAUUUUAUUAUUGUUGCCGAGUGUUAAUGAUAGCAACGAACAAAGAUAUAUUUAACUGCUACGGAUUUUAUUGUUCGAAUAACGCUAUUGCGAGCGGUAAUUUAUUAACGCUAAUUUUUAAAUUUACUCGAGUGAUUUUUGAAUUAAAAAUAAAAUGAAUGGAAUUAUGGGCGAGUCUUCUGAUUUGAUAUCUUCGAGUAUCGCGAAUAGUAUCGCUAAUAAUAAUAAUAACAAUAAUAGUAAUGUCAGUAAUAACAAUAAUAAUAAUGACAAAAAUUUGGUAACAAAAAGUGUUAAUGGUGUAAACGAAUCCCCGGGUAUCAGUGGGGGAGAAUUAAGUAAAGCCGUCGCAAAAGUACUUGACGGUUAUGACUGGACACUAGUACCUGUUGCUACCAAAGGAACGAGCGAUAAGAGAACAGCACACGUUAAAAGACCAAUGAACGCUUUUAUGGUUUGGGCGCAAGCUGCAAGAAAAAAACUAGCCAACCAGUACCCCCAGCUUCAUAACGCCGAGUUAUCAAAAACUCUCGGUAAAUUAUGGAGACUACUGAAGGAAGUUGACAAAAAACCCUUUAUCGAGGAAGCCGAUCGGCUGAGAGUAAUUCACAAGCGCGAGCAUCCCGACUACAAGUAUCAGCCGAGGCGCAGAAAGCAGAACGGCCCGGGUCGCGAGAGUUCGCCGUCCAGGAGUUCAGCCAACAACAAUCAUCACAACCACAGUCAUAGUCUUAAUCAUAAUCACAAUUUAAAUCAUAGUCUGAAUCACACCCAUCAGCAGCAGAGCAACGUAACGUUCAAUGUAUCGAACCCACUGAAACAAGAGGACUUGAGUCCACGGGGUGGCCAGGGACCCAACUCACCGCAGAGCAGAGUGAGUUCUUCACCACCCACGACGCCGAAUCAAGGCUUGUCACCUCCUACACCACCGACGACGCCUCGAGGGCACCACUUUGUCAAUCAGUCGCACACCCACCAGCAACACAUUCACUACCACCAAGAUUUGUCAGCCUCUUCAAUGUCCGACUCCUCCCAACAGCACGGGACCGUCGACCUCAGCAGAUUUAUCGACGUCACCGAAGUGUCUCUCGCCGAUGAGCCUCCAAUGAGUAGCCUCAGUCCCCUGGUGAAUCUCAACCUGCCCCUGAAUCUCCAAGAAUGCGAAGUCGAGAGCAGCGAGCUGGACCAGUACCUGCCCUCGCAGCUGCUGGUUCACCAGUACCAGAGCCCUCCGCCCCAACAGUCGAACCCGUCUCCCUGGACGCUGAAUCGAUACGAAGAAGACAACGACAGACAAAACAAAAGAUUUUGCAGCGAAUCGAUACCCGAAGUUUCAUGGGAAGAUCGUCAAGACAUGAUACGUUAUCACGAAUUACAGCCGCCUUUGCCGCCAGUACAAUACAUUUCCGCGCCUCAUCACUCGCAUUCAAACAACAACCAGGUCACCCAUUCACAUGUAAAUCCUUCUUACAUGCAAUACGCGACACAUCGCUAUGUACCUGGGAUCGAAACUUGGCCCAAUUAUUUAUAAAAAAAAAUUUUUAAUUUUAAAAAUUAAAUUUUUAUUAAUUAUUAUUAUUAUUUUUAUUAGUCACCUAAGUACCACUAAUUAAUUAAUUGCUAUUAAUCAUCAAAUAGCGCGAUAGCCAAAAAUGUAAUUAAUAAAAAAAAUAGUUAUAAAAAUUAGCGAUGUAAGUAUACAUGAGUAGGAUUAUUUCUUAAGCUUAUAUUUUUAUGUAUAAAUGUAUGUAUGUAUGUGUAAUAAUACCACAUGUGAGUACGUAGUUCCAUGACAUGACAUCAUUCCAUGACAGCCGUAGUCGAUGCUUUUAUUUUUUACUUUCAUUCCAAUCCUGAGUCUUUCCAAUGUCACUUCAUAAGCGCGGUUUUUAAGCCUUCAUUUAAAUAUUAUACUUGUUUUUUUAGCUUUGAUAUUUUUACUAACGUCGUUAUUGACUAAUUGUUGGGGCGAAUAACAUUUUAGAGAAGUUAUAUAAAUUUUUCGCCAUCACUUGAUGCAUAUUUUUUUCUGAUCGGUUUUGAACUGCGAUAUUUUUGAAAAGUGAGUCUGUGUUACGAUUUUUAAAAAUGGGGGUGAGUUGGUCAGCCUGAAAAUGUGACCUUUUUUAAAAUAAUUAAGAAAACACACUUGAAAAAAAUUUUUUAUCCUGAAAACUUGUAACUCGCCGCUUUACGCAGAUUCAUAAAUUGGCGCCAUUUUUUUUUUAAUUUGAACUGAGCAUUUUUCGAAAGCAAAAUAAAAAAUUUUGGGUUCUUUCAUAUAUUUAUAACAAUCGUAGUAUUGCGACCAUAUAUGAAUAUAUUUAUAUAUAUAUUCAUAUAUAUACAUGAUAUGAAAGUCAGUGAUUUUAAAUCAUAUAAAUAUUAUUUUACUCAGUAUAAAUUUUCCAAAAAAUGUAUAUAUAUUUUUUUUUUUUUCAUACUCACUUCAAUAUAUAUAUUAUAUAUUUAGUAUAUUUACGCCGCCUUUAUACCAGUAAAUAAUACCGUGGGCACCUUCUUUGGGUACUUAUGUAUUUAGAUAUA